Molecule: messenger RNA, 1035 nt
Organism: Pelmatolapia mariae (spotted tilapia)
Lineage: Eukaryota; Metazoa; Chordata; Actinopteri; Cichliformes; Cichlidae
Gene: sox1a
Product: SRY-box transcription factor 1a
Exons: 1
Coding region: 1-1035 (344 amino acids)
Biological process (GO): cell differentiation; anatomical structure morphogenesis; regulation of DNA-templated transcription
Molecular function (GO): DNA-binding transcription factor activity, RNA polymerase II-specific; RNA polymerase II cis-regulatory region sequence-specific DNA binding
Source: RefSeq, a predicted model, not a curated record
AUGUAUAGCAUGAUGAUGGAAACUGACCUUCAUUCCCCCGGCCCCCAAACGAACACGACGACGGGGCAAACGGGGCCGAAUAGCGGGUCGAAAGCGAAUCAGGAGCGUGUGAAGAGACCUAUGAACGCGUUCAUGGUGUGGUCCCGUGGGCAGCGGAGAAAGAUGGCGCAGGAGAACCCCAAAAUGCACAACUCUGAAAUCAGCAAGCGGCUGGGCGCCGAGUGGAAGCUGAUGUCCGAGGCUGAAAAGCGUCCAUUCAUCGACGAGGCUAAACGGUUGCGAGCCAUGCACAUGAAGGAGCAUCCGGAUUACAAGUACCGACCAAGACGGAAGACCAAGACAUUGCUGAAAAAGGACAAAUAUUCCCUUGCUGGUGGACUUCUUUCUGGGCCGAGCGGUGGCGGUGGAGUUGGUUUAGGGGUUGGCAUGAGUUCAUCCGGGGUCGGGCAGAGGUUGGAGAGCCCCGGGGGUCACGGAGGUUCCGCCAGCUCCGGCUACGCGCACAUGAACGGCUGGGCGAACGGUGCGUACUCGGGGCAGGUGGCUGCUGCCGCGGCGGCCGCAGCGAUGAUGCAGGAGGCUCAGCUAGCCUACAGCCAGCACCCGGGAAGCGGAGCGCACCACCACCACCACUCACACCACCAUCAUUCACACAACCCCCAGCCCAUGCACCGCUAUGACAUGACAGCCCUGCAGUACAGCCCCAUCUCGAACUCUCAGAGCUACAUGAACGCUUCCCCAUCCGGCUACGGCGGGAUCACCUACACGCAGCACCAGAGCUCCGGCGUCUCUUCCUCAGCUGCCAUGGGGACAUUAGGGUCGCUGGUGAAGUCGGAGCCGAGUGUAAGCCCUCCCGUCAGCAGCACACACUCACGGGGUCCUUGCCCCGGAGACUUGAGAGAGAUGAUAAGCAUGUAUUUACCUACCGGAGAGCCGGGGGACCCCUCAAUGCAAACUAGACUCCAUGCCUUGCCGCAGCAUUACCAGAGCGCCACGGCUGGAGUGAACGGGACCGUCCCGCUAACACACAUUUAG